This is a messenger RNA of Owenia fusiformis, 406 nucleotides long. NCBI's taxonomy places the organism in Eukaryota, Metazoa, Annelida, Polychaeta, Sabellida, Oweniidae. The record is from the annotation of a GenBank genome assembly.
AGUUAAUGCAUCAAUUUUGAAGCAAGGCAAAAUGCAUCAACCAUAUGGUGUUAUUUUGGCCAUUUUGGCUUUUGCUUUGGUUUCAGGUCUAAUAAAGGGUCAAACAUGCAACAAUGUCCUAUGUAAGAGAAAAGAUAUCACAAAAUUGGAAGAUGAAAUAGGCAGUAUGACCAUUAAAUCAGAAAAUGUAUUAUUGGGUAAAAUAUCUGAUCUAAAAAGGGAUAUUCGAACCAUGACUUCAAAACUGGAGGAUGAUAUUAAUAAAAUAUUUGCAAAAUUAUCUAUUUUGGAAACAGGAAUCAAAAAUGGAGGUGGCGAAGGUGAGGAACAUUUUUUCCUUUGACCGAAUUAUGUCCACUAAUACAAGUACAUGUAUAUCCGAAGACUCGAUGUAUUUUGAAAUUGU